This is a messenger RNA of Acytostelium subglobosum LB1, 1470 nucleotides long. RefSeq lists its product as hypothetical. Gene Ontology annotation, molecular function: protein binding. The annotation marks the transcript as partial. The transcript has 3 exons. NCBI's taxonomy places the organism in Eukaryota, Evosea, Eumycetozoa, Acytosteliales, Acytosteliaceae. The record is from RefSeq and is a predicted model, not a curated record.
UCACUUGUCGAUUUAGAUUACAUAAUAUACAACAAAUACAUAAACAACAUGUCUGAUAAAAAGAGAACUCAUGAUGAUAUCGUCUUUGAUGACGAUGAGGAGGACAAUAACAGCACCGGCAAUGACGGAGAGGAUAACGUUGAUGACAACGACGACGAAGACAUCGAGCAAGAUCAGAAUGAGAUGAUUGAGGACGAGGAGGAGGAAGAAGAUGAUGACGAGAAGGACCAAAAGUUCAAUGUUUGGAGACCUGGCGUCGACACUAUUCAAGAGGGUGAGGAGCUAACAUACGACAGCUCUGCUUACGACAUGAUGCAUACCAUGACCGUAGAGUGGCCAUGUCUCAGCUUCCAUCCUCUUAGAGACACUCUUGGUCUACAAAGAAACAAGUAUCCACAUACAAUGUAUAUGGUAUCUGGAACUCAAGCAGACCAGGCAAAGAACAACAAGGUGCUCGUAAUGAAGGUGUCCUCACUUUACAAGACAAAGCACGACGAAGCAGACUCGGACGACGAGAUGUCAGACGAUGAGGAUGAUGAUGACAUUGACGAGGAGAAUGACGGUGAGGCAUUGCUGCAAACAAACUAUAUCAAUCACAAUGGUUGUGUAAAUAGAAUAAGAGCAAUGGAACAACAAUCGAAUAUAAUUGCAACAUGGUCCGACAGCAGACAAGUGUUCCUUUGGAACAUUCACAACAACUUGAAGGAGUUGGACGGCGAGAACAAGCCAAUCAAGAAUCAAUCACCCCUCCAUGUGAUUACCUCUCACUCUGAUGAGGGUUAUUCACUGGAUUGGUCACCAACCGUGGUUGGUAGACUGGCCUCUGGUGACUGCAAGAACAUGAUCUAUGUCACCAAUGCCUCUGGUGCCACAUGGCAGACAGACUCUACACCAUUCAAGGGUCAUCAAGCAUCCGUCGAGGAUCUGCAGUGGAGUCCAAGUGAGGAGAAUGUGUUUGUCAGUUGCAGCAGUGAUCAGACCAUCAAGGUGUGGGACAUUAGAGCCAAGAAACCCGCCAUCUCUGUGCAUGCCCAUGAGUCGGAUGUCAAUGUCGUGUCGUGGAGCCGCAAGGUGGCCUACCUGCUGGUGUCUGGUGGCGAUGACGGAACAUUCAAGGUGUGGGAUCUACGUAACUUCAAGAAUGACUCGCCCGUCUCCAACUUUAACUAUCACACUGGACCCAUCACCUCUGUGGAAUGGAAUCCAUUCGACGAGUCACAGGUCAUCGUGUCAUCCAGCGAUAACCAGGUCACUAUUUGGGACUUCUCAUUGGAGGAGGACACAGAGGAGUUUGAAGGUGUGGAAAAGACCAAUGGCACAGACGACGACUACCAGGUACCACCACAACUGUUCUUUGUUCAUCAAGGUCAGCAUGAGGUUAAGGAGGUGCACUGGCAUCCUCAGAUCCCUCACGUGGCCAUCACCACUGCCUACGAAGGAUUCAACAUCUUCAAGUCAUUCAACAGUGAA